This is a messenger RNA of Cherax quadricarinatus, 1124 nucleotides long. Lineage: Eukaryota; Metazoa; Arthropoda; Malacostraca; Decapoda; Parastacidae. The record is from RefSeq and is a predicted model, not a curated record.
CCACAACCUCGGCUGUAAGGUUAUCACCUGGGUAUAUAUAAGGUGUGUGAGCUACACUGAUCGUUUGUGGUGGUAACAGUGUUGGCAGCGCCGAUCGUGGAGGCAGUAUUCACAUAAGACAACAUGAACGGACGGGCAACACGACUGCUGGCAGUAUUGGUGACAGUGCUGAGUGCUGCUUCCUGCACUUCAGGGCAGCAACUGUCGCGCCUCGCAGCGCUGGGCGCUGGUACUGAAGCAGCUCUGAAGGACCUGGUGAGGGUGUUGCAGCCUGACAACAUCCCUCGCUUCGUCGGUUGCAUCCUCAAAGAUCCUGCAGAGAAGAACUGUGAUGACAGAGCUGUGGGAAUACGAGUUAUGAUGCAAGCCUUUGACAUCGCGGGCUUCCAGUGCAGCAGCUGCAGCCCUGAAAUCACUGAACAAAUGUGCUUAAUCAGGAACAGCCUGGCGGCCAAUCCAGACCAAUGUAACAGACUCCAGACCAGUCUUAAAUUCGAGAACGACAUCUGUGCUAAUACUUUCGGAUGUGACGGAGUGCCUACAGCCCAAGAAAGAGCAGCUCUCCUGCAAUAGUAGCAGCAGGAGAUACUGCAGAUGCUAGAGGCUCCUUUUAGUAGUCGUGUCUACCUACUUACCACGAGUUCUAGAGCCAUUUUACCAGUAGCUCUAUGUACAUCUUCGCGGAAAUUAAUACCAUCUUGCGGAUACUAAGCUCAUCUUAAAAGACAAGCCUAUUUUAACGGAGAUAAUCUGGUGUGAUGCGAGAAAGGAAGUGAUAAGUCCAGUUCUGUAUAACAAGAGCCUUCAGACAUUAUUCGCCAACAAUGCACAGAGUUCAUUCAAAAUCCAGCAGACAGAACCUUUAUUAACACGCUUUGCUAAAUGAAAACUUAAUAAAAUAAUCUGAUAAAGUUCACUGGGCGAAACGUCAUAUUUAAGAAAGACUUUCCUUGUUCAUGUCUAUUUGACUGAUUUCGUAUAUGAUUGUUAUUUAUAAAGGAAGCUGAGUUGAGCUCUCUUUACUUCUCCUAAGACAAAUUCUGUUUAAGAUACAACUUUUGCAAACAACUGUUGUUUACAGCUGUUGGUAUCUUUCAAUCUGUGUGAUAAAAAAAUAGCUUUAA